Molecule: messenger RNA, 1494 nt
Organism: Olea europaea var. sylvestris
Lineage: Eukaryota; Viridiplantae; Streptophyta; Magnoliopsida; Lamiales; Oleaceae
Product: luc7-like protein 3
Exons: 7
Coding region: 1-1002 (333 amino acids)
Biological process (GO): mRNA splice site recognition
Cellular component (GO): U2-type prespliceosome; U1 snRNP
Molecular function (GO): mRNA binding
Source: RefSeq, a predicted model, not a curated record
AUGGAUGCGCAGAGGGCUUUGCUUGAUGAACUCAUGGGCGCAGCACGAAAUUUGACUGAAGAAGAGAAAAAAGGAUACCGGGAAAUCAGAUGGGACGAUAAGGAAGUUUGCAGAUUUUAUAUGGUUCGGUUCUGCCCCCAUGAUUUGUUCGUCAACACUCGGAGUGAUCUAGGGGCGUGCCCAAAAGUUCAUGAUCUGAAGUUGAAGGAGAGUUUUGAGAAGUCCCCCAGACAUGAUUCACAUGUUCCUAAGUUUGAAGCGGAACUGGCUCACUACUGCGAGAAGCUGGUUGCAGAUUUAGAUAGAAAAGUUAGGCGAGGCCGGGAACGUCUUGCUCAAGAAGUUGAAAUUCCCUCUCCCCCUCUGAUCUCCGCUGAAAAAUCUGAGCAGCUUUCUGUGCUUGAAGAUAAGAUAAAAAAUCUACUGGAACAAGUCGAGUCUCUCGGUGAAGCGGGGAAGGUUGAUGAAGCUGAGGCACUCAUGAGGAAGGUGGAAAUGCUUAAUGCCGAGAAGACAGCCUUGACUCAGCAACCACAGCAGGAUAAAGUGUUGAUGAUGGCCCAAGAGAAAAAAAUGGCUUUAUGUGAAGUUUGCGGCUCCUUCCUAAUAGAAAAUGAUGCUGCUGAGAGAACUCAGUCUCAUGUUACUGGCAAGCAGCACAUGGGUUAUGGCACGAUCAGGGACUUUCUCGCAGAAUACAAGGCAGCUAAGGAGAAAGCAAUUGAAGAAGAAAGAUUGGCAAGGGAGAGAGAAGCUGAAGAACAAAGGAAGCUAAGGGAAAGAGAAUAUGGAAACAGACGUAGAAGUAUUGAGUCAGUAGAUAGGGACAGGUAUCGUGAUCGAGAUCAUGACAGGGAGAGGGAGCAAUAUCCAGAACGAAAUCGUGAUCGUGAAAGGUCUCGUGAUAGGAGUAGCAGAGAAAGGCUGGAAGACGGAAGAAGAUCAGAUUGGAAGUACAACAGUUCGAGGAACAGAAGAGAAGGAAGGAGGGAUAGAUACUAAGAAUUUGACAGAAGGUCAGUUUCUCUUGUCGGCUGCAGUAAAAGAUGGUCAUCCAGGAACCCCUUUGCCCAUAUUAGAGGAUUAUGUAGAUAAAUGUCUGAACUCUGAAUUCUAAAGAGGUAGAUGUUUUUCUAACUAUCCGAGUUUCAUCUAUGUAUGCUUUGGAGUCUUGAGUUCUGUCUUCGUUAAGAUUAAAAUUGUUUUUGUUCUCACAGCUCUAUUGGGAUACCAUCUCCUAUCAUCAAUAUAAUUUAAGAAGAAAAGGUUGAGGUAGGUAUAACUUCAUUGUUGUGACUAUCUAUUUAAGUAUCACAAUUGGUAUAUUUUACUCGAACCUGUAAUUUUUUUAUCAUUUUCUAUUUGGGAUCAACUUGUCUUAAGUAGUAGUAAGAAACUGAUUUGGUACAUGUGCAUGCGUAAUAUUGUGGCUGAUUGAGAACGGAGGUUUUUACCAACUGUGAGGUAACAAAUGCGUUUAUUGUCACGUGUAGA